AUGCCAGGCGGGUAUGUCGAGGCCAAAGAAACUGAUGUGUACGCAACUUGCGACGACAACUCCAUUCCCGAAGACUGCCAUCUUCGCCAGUGGGAGUCCAACUGUAUCAAGGCAUGCAGUCUCAUCGGCCAGACCCUGACAGCCCCAGAGAACGUCAAGAAAUGGAUGAUUGAAGCUGGCUUUGUAGACGUCAAGGAGGAACAGUUUAAACUGCCCAUCAACCCCUGGCCAAAGGACCCAGAGCUUAAACUGGCCGGCCGGUACCAGCAAGUUCAGUAUUCCGAUGCCCUCCAGCCAUAUGCUCUUGGACUGCUCGUCGAGGUUCUCGGCUGGUCCAGAGAGGAGAUGGAACUCUUCCUGGUCGGCUUGAGAAAGGAUCUCGCCAACCGUGCAUUCCACGGGUAUAACAUAGUCAGCCGUGUCAUCACCGGCCGAAAACCAGGAAUGGGAAAGAGAAAGUUCUCAGAUACGGAGUAG
Molecule: messenger RNA, 477 nt
Organism: Trichophyton verrucosum HKI 0517
Lineage: Eukaryota; Fungi; Ascomycota; Eurotiomycetes; Onygenales; Arthrodermataceae
Exons: 2
Coding region: 1-477 (158 amino acids)
Source: RefSeq, a predicted model, not a curated record